This is a messenger RNA of Rasamsonia emersonii CBS 393.64, 645 nucleotides long. Its product is annotated as Glucan endo-1,3-alpha-glucosidase agn1. Gene Ontology annotation, molecular function: glucan endo-1,3-alpha-glucosidase activity. Gene Ontology annotation, biological process: mating projection tip cell wall disassembly. The record is from RefSeq and is a predicted model, not a curated record. The annotation marks the transcript as partial. NCBI's taxonomy places the organism in Eukaryota, Fungi, Ascomycota, Eurotiomycetes, Eurotiales, Trichocomaceae. The transcript has a single exon.
GAGAUCUCUCCUUGUUCUGGCAGAAUUUGUCUAAUUCCAUCGCAGGUCGGAAAUGCUGCAGAAAUGACUCCCCAACAGUGGGAGUCCGAUAUCCAACAAGCCAAAGACGCCCACAUCGACGGUUUCGCGCUCAACAUCGCCGCCAAAGACCCCAACACCGACGGCAUCCUGCAGAACGCCUAUGCGGCCGCCGAGGCCGUCGGCGACUUCAAGCUCUUUCUCUCCUUCGACUAUGAGGCUGAGGGUCCCUGGCCCAUGGACAGCGUAAUUGCCAAGAUCAACACCUACAAGAAUUCCACCGCCCAGUUCCGGUUCCAGAACAAGCCCCUGGUGUCGACCUUCGAAGGCACGGGCAAUGUCGACGACUGGCCCAAGAUCAUCGAGGCCACCGGCAUCUCGUUCAUCCCCUGCUGGACCAGUCUGGGGCCGUCUGGGCUGGUGUCUGCUCUGAAGAUCGUCGACGGCUUCUUCAGCUGGGAUGCCUGGCCCGUCGGGGCGGAGGACAUAACCACCUCCAGCGACGAGGCCUGGAUCGCGGCGCUCAGCGGCAAGCCGUACAUGAUGCCCGUGUCGCCGUGGUUCUACACCAAUCUGCCGCAGUGGAACAAGAACUGGCUGUGGCGAGGUGACGAUCUGUGGCAUGAU